Sebastes umbrosus (honeycomb rockfish) is the source of this 2263-nucleotide messenger RNA. RefSeq names its product protein lifeguard 1-like. The transcript has 7 exons. Gene Ontology annotation, cellular component: membrane; Golgi apparatus; endoplasmic reticulum. The record is from RefSeq and is a predicted model, not a curated record. Gene Ontology annotation, biological process: negative regulation of apoptotic signaling pathway. NCBI's taxonomy places the organism in Eukaryota, Metazoa, Chordata, Actinopteri, Perciformes, Sebastidae. Bases 394 to 1305 code for a protein of 303 amino acids.
GUUGCAGCAUUACUUUUACUCAAGUCUGGACAUUCAUAUUUUGCUGUGGGCCCUGUAUUACUGACAUGGGGACCACUGGAAGUCCCCAGACCCUACCUUUGACAAGCUCUAACCAACAUUAAAGCAACAGAGGAGUUUCCAAUUUCUGCACUGUGGGUCUUUGCAGACGGGGAUUUUUUUUUUUUUACAUCACUUAAUGAGGAAACUGUACAUCACAGGUUGUUAGAAUAAAUGACACCCAUUACCAUGCAAGGUAUGCUUUUUGUGUCUUCUCCUCCUCGCACAGCACUGUGGUGUCGGACACAACUAUAAUCCAGCAGAAAAGUUUGUGGGUUGGUAUGCACUCCAGAUACCCAAAUGUAUGAACACAAGCACUGAACAAUUUCCUCCAGAAUGUCAGAUACAGCAGACUUCCUCACAUCUAAAGAGACACAGGACGCUCCUGUUUAUGAUGUGUCCUCACCACCACCACCACCACCACUACCGUCAUACUCCUCCGAAGGACAGCAACCUCCACCUUACUCUGCUACCCCAGAAAAGUACCCUCCACCUGAAACCGAGACAACUUGCGCCGAUGGGCCUACCACUGGGGACGAGUCUUGCGACAUCAGCCCAGAGGCCUUGUCGGACACAACUCCACCGAUAGCCUCAUCUCCCUUUGAUGACAAGACAGUGAGAAGAGCGUUUAUUAGAAAGGUGUUCUGCAUCCUGACUGUCCAGCUGCUGUUCACCUUCAGUGUGGUGUGUGUGUUCACCUUCUCCAGCGUGGUCAAAGAGGCAGUGCAGCACAACCUGUGGGCCUACGUCAGCUCCUUCAUCAUCUUCAUCGUGGUGGCCACCACCCUCGGCUGCUGCAAGUCCUUCAGUCGGCGUCACCCCUGGAACAUCGUGGGACUGGCUGUGGUCACCCUGAGCUUGUCAUACAUGGUGGGAACCAUCGCCUCCUUCCACGACACCGCAGCUGUCGUCAUCACUAUGGGAGCAACGCUGGCCAUUACUGUCGCAAUCAUUGCAUACUCUGCACAGACUCGUUAUGAAUUCAAUAUUUGUUACGGUAUUCUGCUGGUUCUGGCUGUGGACGUGAUCAUGUUUGGUAUCUUCAGCACCUUCUACUACUCAUACAUGGCUGAUGUGUCCUAUGGAUGUCUGGGUGCUCUGCUGUUUUCACUGUUCCUGAUGGUCGACUGUCAGCUGAUCAUGGGGAAGACGAGCUACCGUCUGGAUCCAGAGGAAUACAUCACCGCCGCUCUCAUGAUCUACCUGGACGUAGUCCUCAUCUUCAUCUGGCUGCUGGGAAAGAGGUGAAACUAUACUCGAGGUCAACAAAUUGAGACAGUCUCCACAUACAAAUACUUAGGAUUGUUAACUGAUGACCGUCUCUCUUUUAAACCUCACAUACAGAGUCUGGUGAAAAAGUUGAAAUUGAAGUUAGGUUUUUAUUUUAGAAACAAGUCUUGUUUUUCUCUUGAUGUCAGACGAAAACUGGUUGAAGCGACGUUCUUGCCUGUUCUUGACUAUAUGGUGAUCUGCUUUACAUGAAUGCAUCAGUCCAUUGUCUCCAUAUGUUGGAUACUGUAUAUCAUGGCGCUUUACUGUAAGGUUUGUUACAAACUGUAUAGCCCUGCUCUGUCAAUACGUCAGCUUUUAGCCAUUGGUAUGCUUUUAUCUAUAAGGUCAUUCUGGGUAGACUCCCCUUUUAUUUAUCUGUCUUUCUAACCAGAAAACACGGCAAUUAUGGGUUACGGUCUCAGGACACUAUGCUUAUGACUGUUCCCAGAGUUCGGGCUGAGUUGGGAAAGAAGACCUUUAUGUUUUCUGCACCAUCUGCAUGGAAUAACCUGCAAAAUGAACUUAAACUCCAGGACCUAGUCACUCUAAAUGAAUUUAAAGGCAUGGUGAAAUCUAUAGAAAUGGACUGUAUCGAUACUUGUACUUGUUUUGAUUGAUUAUAUGGCUUCCCUGCACUUUUACGGUAUGGCACCUUUGAGCUGAUCUAUUGUUUUUUUAAUGUGCGUGUAUGAAACUGUUUGUACUGUUUGCUAUUCUUUGCCAGGUCGCUCUUGAAAAAGAGAUUUUAAUCUCAAUGGGUCUAAACCUGGUUAAAUAAAGGUUAAUGAAAUGAAACUGAAAUACAGUUACACACAAACACACACAGAUGGACACUCCGAACUAUACCCACAAUUAAAGUAUCCUUUAUUAUUAUUAUGUAUAUACUUUAACUCCUGUUUUAAACGACAAUAAAUGAAUGAUCAUCAUUAUUCAU